GUCCUUUCUGUGGUUUUAGUCCAGCCAGCUCUGUCCAACUGUCUCCCUGGCUACAUACGACCACAGUUCUUGACUCCAACACCUUCACAUGGGGAUGUCCAUCAUGCCGCUGUGGGUCUCCUGUACCAACUCGAAGCCCGAGUAAAAACCGCUCAUGCCAAGACAUUUGACUUCCAGGUCAGCGGCCCUUCCAACAUGACCAAGAAGAUCAGGGAUGAGGGCUUUGGUGUCACGAGGCUCUUCCUGGGCUGGAUCCCGCAGGAAAGACACCUGAGACAAAACAUUCCCAUCUGUUUCACUGCCGAGACAAACGAGAGCCAGUCAGAGAUGAGAUGUGUGGUUGUGGUGGUGGCCAAAGCCCUCGCACUUACAGGUGAGGCGAUUGUUUCGUGCACAGAGAAUAGGAUCAGCAUCGCCGUGAGCAAGGCCUAUCUGCCUGGGGUGGACAUGAAGUGGCUGCGGCUAGCCGACUCAUCCUGCUCCCUAACCUCCAACCAAACACACAUCAUGGGCACCAUGUCACUCAAAACCUGUGGCACAAAGAUGGAGGAUGCAGGUGACUUCAUGGUGUUCAAAAACGAAAUAAACUCCUUCGAUGCGGUCAACGCGUAA
Oncorhynchus keta (chum salmon) is the source of this 612-nucleotide messenger RNA. RefSeq names its product oncoprotein-induced transcript 3 protein-like. Lineage: Eukaryota; Metazoa; Chordata; Actinopteri; Salmoniformes; Salmonidae. Bases 196 to 612 code for a protein of 138 amino acids. The transcript has 5 exons. The record is from RefSeq and is a predicted model, not a curated record.